Messenger RNA from Panicum virgatum (switchgrass), 1023 nucleotides. RefSeq lists its product as uncharacterized. The record is from RefSeq and is a predicted model, not a curated record. The transcript is spliced from 3 exons. Gene Ontology annotation, biological process: regulation of flower development. Gene Ontology annotation, molecular function: protein binding. Bases 24 to 1001 code for a protein of 325 amino acids. Gene Ontology annotation, cellular component: nucleus. NCBI's taxonomy places the organism in Eukaryota, Viridiplantae, Streptophyta, Magnoliopsida, Poales, Poaceae.
UCGAAGGCCUACACCCAAAAGCCAUGUUCCACCCUUCGUCUUCGUCGGCACCCUACAGUGACCUCUCCAUGCACCAUGCAGUGAGCUUCUCUUCUGCUGUGCCCACAGCUCCAACCGAAAUUCCUCGUGGGGGUUUCUUCCACGACAACGGUGGCCUGUUAGCACUUCCCAAUGUUGCUGCAUCGGCGCCACCUCCCUACCCCUCUUCCCUGCCUUCCUACUACUUCCACAAAAACACUAGCUCAUAUUUCCCCCCUCUUCACCUCCAGUUGUCUGAACAACUUAGCAGUAAUGUCACCUUGUCUUGCUCGUCUCCUUCGGCAAGCCAGUUGCCUCUUCCACACGUUCCUUCUUCCCCUUCCUCAUCCUCUGGCGAAUUCUUGGAAUUCAGCACCGGAGCCCUGCGGCGCGUCUUCAGUACCGGUGACCUCCAGGUGAUGAAUGUCUCGCCAUCUCCACCGCCACCGCCACUUUCGCGUGACACACACGGCCAGGAUGCAGGGGGGCCUUUCACUCAGAAGGUCGGGAGGUACAGUGCUGAAGAACGCAAGGAGAAGAUUGAGCGCUACCGUACCAAGCGUAACCAGAGGAACUUCCACAAAAAGAUCACUUAUGCCUGCAGGAAGACGCUGGCGGAUAGCAGGCCUAGGGUGCAGGGCCGCUUCGCGAGGAACGCCGAGACGGAGGCUGAGGCUGUCGCAGCAGGCCACGAGAGGGAGGCCUCCGACAACAGCUACGAGCACUGCCAUUACAGCGACCUCGCCACCAACGGCAGCAGCUGCUUCGACAGCAUGCGCAGGGAAAGUGGCAAGACCACAGCAUUUGACGACGGCAAGUGGUGCUGGGAAACGCCGGUAGCCUCUGCAGCAGCAACAGCAGCAGCCAAUGGGCAUCAUGGGCACCAUCACUACCACCAGCAGCAGCAGCUUCUCGAUUUCGAUGUCGAUGUCGACGAAGAGGAUCUGUGGGCCAGCCUAGCUGACAUGUACUCCGGGACCUGACCUGGGGCCAUACAGCGGGUGU